UUCGUGUUGGAACGCGUCUGACUAGGAGAUGGACGCGUCGAUGCUCAUGUGAGUCAUUCGUAGGUCGCACUCGGAAGGCUCGCGACAGCAGGAAAAGAGGGAAGAGGACAUGUAGGCCUGUCUCAGGGUCACGAAGCCAGGAAGAAGCACCCCGGACGGACAAGCAUGAGGAAAAGUCUUGGCAUCCGUCCGCAAGUGGCGAGCGCGCAAGCUGUUCGUGUGGUUUAUUGCCUCGUGCUAGCCACAGACCCAGUUUUCAUAUCGGAGAAGUGGGCUGCACUGGGGCGCCGAUGCCUGGUGAACCCGUAUUAUUCCUGCUAGCACCUUUUUGAGCUUUCUUCCUUCCUCAGAAAGAGAGAGACGUACACUCCGUAUACGUCUUCUUUCUGCCAAGUUUUUUUCUCGCUGAGACACGGCAGGCUUCCGCGUUCUUUGUAGAUCUCGCGAGGGAACAAGCGGACACGCGGCGGCGCGCAACUAGCUCGAUGCUCUCGCUUCCUGCUGACUGCCUCGACGCUGGUCCUUUUUCACAAUUCCCCCGAAGUUAGCGUCGUUCUUUGUUGUGGUACAGACCACUCCACUCAAUUCCGUUUUCAGGAGUAGUUUUUCCCGACUGCGCUCACCAGAAAUCCUUUUUUCCUGACGUUGGCCACUGGCACGCAGAGAGCCGUCCGUCUGCCUCGUGUCCCCUGUCAAGACCUGCACAGGGACAAGACCUGAGAAGCGAGGUCGAAAGGACAGGUCUGGGAGGUGUGGUCCGACCGGGAAUAAAGCGUUUCUCUGUCUUCGUGUCUCUUUCGGAACGUUCUCGACCUCUGUUUGAUGCUUUUUCUGUCUGCAAUUGCCGUUGUGAGGAGCGCAUAGAGAGGAGGCGCGGACGGCUUCCAGCGCUCGCUACUGCUCUAUCCGACUCUUGUCAGCUGUAACUCAAAGAGCGCUUUCCUCAUCCCUCAGUUUUUGUAUGACUCUUCACCGGUAAACAUUUGAAAUCUUCCCAGAUUCUUCGUAAGGCAGAGAGUUUCAACCUCGGUUUUGCUUGGCGGUAGACAGCUCAACCACCUCAAGAGCCACUCGUGUGCCACACGCCACGACCUCGCCUGAACUUUGACGUUCUUUGCUGACAAUAUGCUGUCGACUUUUUCCAAGCUCUUCUCGGGCUCUAAAGAAGAGUCUGGAAAGACUUCUUCUGGCUCAGAACAUGCCCAACAGUCGGAAGGGAACACCGCUGCCGUGCAGCCCCUUGACCCCGCAAGCCCCGAGUGGCUCAGUUACUACGCUCAAGUGGCGCCUCCGGAAAUCGGUAGGUGGGUGAAUCCGAAGGAUGGGUCUGGUGCAAUUCCAUACGAGAGACUUAUUGAGAACCUAAACACCCUGAACAUCCCCGCGUUCGCGAUGAAAGCGUUCUCUGCGGAAACCGCUGAAGACCGCGGGGCACCAUCAUCGCUUGCUUCUCUCGGCUCUCGGCAUGCUUCCAACGCUUCCGCAAUCCCCGUCCGCCAGGCGUCUCUCAAACAGCCACGCGGCACCUCGCGAAAUGUUGCUCAGCGAUCCGCGUCUGAAGCGCCGUCGUCUCGAGUGUCCCAUGACCGCGGCCAAAGUGCCUUUCAGUGUGCACAGUCUAACUCUUUGGGGGGUCUGGAACAUGGCCAUCCUGCCGGAGCUCGGUGUCGAUCUGUCAGCGUUGCCUCGGGUACUUCUCCUUCCCAUCAGCAAGGCCAAACCGCCCGUCUGCAGAGCAAUGCACCAUCGGAACCUCCCCUGUACAUUCCUGUGACCUCAACGACGCGAUCCUACGUCGGCCCCGUUCGCGAAGUGAAAGGUCUGAUCAGCGGAGUUGGAAAAACUGACCUUUCGCGCCCCGGCCCCCACUCCCAGGUGCCUCAGGACUAUGUGGAAGUCGUCAACUCCCGGCAAACGCAGUACCACGGGGUUCCUCCCACUUUCCGCAUGCAGACAAGCGGAGAUGAAGACGAAAGCAAAACAUACGAAGCAGCUGGCCUUCAUGCACCGGUGGUUGCCGGACCACCGGGACGGACACUGUCACAAGUUUACGGAACGCGCAUGGCUUCGAACGGAACCGUCCACAAACUCCCUGCGAUUUUUCUCCAGCCUGUGAUCGAUUCAGCUGAGUCCACAGACAAGGCGACUGCGGCCUCUGUCCCGGACACUCCAGCAAAAGGUGUGACCUACAAACUCGGCCAGUACGUCUGGAGUGAGGAGGACAUCAAAUUGGGAACCGCGGGGAAACCAGACCCUCCCCUGGAUCCGCUCGUGAGAUCCAUUUGCUCCGGCGCAAUCUUCCCGCAGGUUGUCGGCCCAGAAGAGCAGGAGAAGAACACGAGUGAAACGCAGGAGGCUGGCUUACAAGCAAGCGCGGAGACCGCAGAUCGAAACGUCCUGGAAGAAUCCCCCGCCACGGCACUUACCAUUGAGGACUUGGGUAUCCCGUCCAUCGUGGAGCUCUGCAAGAAGAAGCGAGCAGAGCUGGAGAAGCUGAACGACGAUUGCGUGAGGAUUCGGGAUGACACCGUGAACACCGACAGUUUGAGCAACAAGGGAGGCCGUGGCGGAGUCUGCUCUGCUCGCGCCGUUCCCAAGGGCUCCGUCGUCUUUGUCGAGUUACCUCUCAUCACUGCGGAUGUGAGUGCCAAUGGCCUCUGGCCCGCGUUCCAGAGCCUCACAGACGAGCAGAAGGCUUUGCUAGAAACUCUCGAAGGAAGCGCCGCAGAUCUGUCCAAUGUCGAGUCUCUGACUUGCACGAUCCGAUGCAAACAGGCGAACAAGCUGAAGUCCGCAGGAGCUUACCAGGACUUCUUUGGAAAAAUGAAGCUGAACGCUCACGCCCUGACUCGAGGACGCGGAUGGGCGUUGUACCCCCGUGCUGCUCGUAUCAAACACUCGUGCCGGCCGAACGUGACUUACCGGAAUCUCGACGGAUUGCUGGUGGUUUUUGCCCUCGAAGACAUUGCAGAGGGCGCCCCGAUCACAAUGAGUUACAUCGACCAACUGUACAUGCCGACGGAGGAGCGACGCAAGCGGGUGAUGGCGACGAAACGCAUCUUCUGCCAGUGCAUGCGCUGCACAGACGUCUGUCAGAAAGAACGAAAGAUUCUGUGCCCGGAGUGCCGCCCGGAAAAGAUUCGCUUUACGGAGGAGCGGGAGGCCCAGGAAGCCGCCCAGGCUGCCCGCGUCGCUGCCGUUGCUCCGCCGGCCCUCCCGACAGUACCCGAAGCGGACCAGGAAGCUCUGGAGGAUCAAAGAGGCGCCAGUGCGAACGACGAGGCCUCAGAAUGUGGCACUGCGGAGGAGAGUCGACCUAGCCUGCAGAGCGGAUUGUCCUUCGAGGGCUCGUGCAACAGCUCCGACUACGAAGGGAGCGUGGAAGAAAAGUCGUUGGACUGCUGCUCCUCUGACUGCGUCUCUUCCAGCGACGGCGAAGAAGAGGCGCAUUGCCAGGAGGUGGAGGCAGCCGUAAACAACGCAGGCAGCCACGGAAACGAGGAGACAGCCAGCAAUGCAGACAACUCGAGGCUCGAGACCAGCCAAGACAGCACAACGGCAUCGCCUUCGUCGAGCGAGACCGAGUCGCGAGUCGAUAAGGCCAGCUCGAAAGGUGGAAAGAACGCGAAGAUCAGCACUAUGUUUCUGAGCCUGACGUCGUCAGAAACCAUGGCUAGUGCGAGGAACGAUGCCUUGACGGGCUGCAACAAGGACAACUGGAGCAGCGACUCCGAGGCAGGGCAGACUGGGAGCGUCGCCGGGGAUGCCGACGACGUGGAUCCGCAGACCGAAGCACGCGAGCUUUAUGAUCGCCUCACUGAAGCAGGCAUGCCGAGGAACUACUGCGUCUACGAGGGCGAGGACUGCUGGCACUGCUACACCUGCCAGAAGACGUUCCGCGACGAAGAGCUGCCGACUGGAAUGGAGCGCUAUUUGGUGGGUAAAUUCGCCGUGCUUCGGGAGAAAUUCGGGCGUCCGUGCCCGAUGGAGUGGAGUGACGAAUGUGGAAAGCUCCUGAGAACCGUUGAGAAGGUCCUCGGAGCUGAACAUUGGCUGUACGCUGCAGGUCAGUUGUUGCUGGCGCAGCUGUGCCUCGGCAUGUGGGUGGGCGGCCUCGUUAUGGAUGACAUUUUCUCAAGGGCCGCGGCUCAUGCGACAGCCUUCCUCGAAUUCGCGAACCGUUCCGUACCCGAGGCGCUGUCCACCGACGCAGCGCCUCUCUUGGUGGCCCUGCUGCGCAUUCAACUCUUCAGCGGAAAAGGAAAAGACUUCGUGGACACGGUCGAGCGCCACAGCGUCCUAAACACCAUCCGCGAUGGCUUGGGAAAGUGGGACGAAGUGUAUACGUCGUUCGCCAGCGCCUACCUGUAUUUGAAGAAGGAUGCAGACCAAAAGGACGAGCAACCGAGUCUCGCAAUGCUCCAACGAUUCGCCCACGCUUCCCAGUACACGUCAGCCCUCGAUGCUCAGUACUACGAGACACUCGAGCGGGAGAAGUUGGCAAUGGUCGAGGAAGUCAAGCGCACGGCCCGCCAGAGAGAAGAAGAAGCGCGUCUCAGAGCUGAGGCUCGACAGCGGCGCAUCGUGGAGGUGAAGAAGAACAUCGCAGCUCUGAAGGCUGCCGAAACUCUUGUCGCCGCCGACGGAACGAUGCUGCAGGUCACGGACGUCACGAUGACUCAUCCUGAUGGAAUCGUCCAGAAGUUUUUGAGGAACAACGCCUUGUGCGAUCACGACCAAGAGGCGGCUCGUGAAAGUCGGCUCGUCAAAGCAGACGGCACAGCAGCUCUGGCGUCCGGCGACGGCAAGGCCUCCUUUAUUUCCAGUGCUGAGCAAGCAGCUGCGGCGGCAUACGAGGACGCGAAACGCCUGCAGCAGCUGGCCGUCGAGGGGCGCUACUCCAACGGUGUUUCUGCGAUUGCCGGUGUGCCAGGCUCCCAGAAUGGCACCUACUUGCCUUUGCUCAUGUUGGCUGAUCCCCUUCAAACUCGCGCGGAGCGGCGCCAUCAACUGAGGAAGACCAUGCAGCUUCUGGAGCGCGAGCGGAAGAAGCGCGAACAGAUUCUCGAAGCUCUCGAACAGGGCAAGGAAGAGGUGGUCGCUUCAGAGCUCGACUUUGAAGAAGACGAGAGCGAGGUUGGAGACACGCCCGAGCCUGAGGCGGAGGAGGAAGAGAAGGAACAAGGCUUCAUCUACAGAGUUCCGGGCCUGCACGGGACUGCCCCAGGCGAGUACGUGACAAUCUCUCAGCUGAACCACACAAAAGACGGGAAAUACCCGCCUCUUCCGUUCUUCAAAUCCUUCUUUUACAUUGACCACGAGGCGCGAACUCUCGACAAACGCAACAAGGACGCGAGUGCAGUUACAGUGAUCGGGUGCGGAUCAGGCGGCCCUCCACCUCUCAGCUUUGAUGAACUGGAGGAUAUCGAGGGCGCGAAGAAAAUUUACCUGCAAAAGGAAAACAAGGACUUCUCGGAAGAGCUUCAAGCGCGGGUGAACUACAACUUGGCCCAAAAGACUGCAGAGGCCGCAGCUGCACUUCGAGCGUCCCAGGCAAAGAGAACCGGAAAGGUCUCGAGCUUCUUCUGGGGAUCCAACCAAACUGAGGAACUGGAGGAAGCGCCCCGACUCCUUGCCGGCGAGAGCCUCCGAGAGAGACAGCGAAACGACACGGCUGCUCUGUUGGAAGCGACGAAUGAGGCCGUUCGGGAAAUGGCUCUUCAUGAGGCUGACACGCAGCGUCGCAUCCAGCAAUUCCGGGAGGAGACGCGCGCGCGGUUCGAGAAGGGCAGACAGGAAGUCGUCGGUCAUCAUGACGUGGCGCAUGCACAUCACGAUAACCAUGAGAUUGUGUUCGAGAUGGCGUCGCCUGGCGAAGACCAGGCUCUGCCGUCCGGCGUAGCGGAAGGAAAGGUUCUCCCGCUCUUCCCACAUCAAAAGGUCAGCUACCGAGUUGAUGAUGGCCGAGACAUCGAACAAAUCAGGAACAAUGUUGAUGUGAAUGUCUCUGCUGAUCUCGAUCGGAAAACCGUUUGGGCGGUCCAACCCCUUGAACACAGUCCGCAAAUGACAGAGGAAUCUGAACGUCCCGUCGCACAGCCUGUCCAGAUCGAAGCAGAAAAACCAGCUGCUGCCGAAGCGGAGGAACCUUUCCGCUUUGAUGCACCUCUUCCAGAUGGACAAGGACUGGCGCUGAAGCUGAAACCUCUCGAUUUCUCUCAUGUUCCCCCUCCGCCUCCUUUGGUCACCUUGCCUUCCGAUAGGAGGUUCCAGCCGUUUGACCCCAGCGUUUUCUCGCACUCUCAAUACAAGAUGGUCUUCCGACAGGGUCUCCCAUGAUUUCGCCGAUCGAACUAGUUGUACCCCCUCCGGAGAGUUUCGACAGUGCUUCGGUGCACUAUCUUCCUAUGAUGAAGGGAUUUCUCAACAGGUAUAUCCCCCGGCACACGCCGGGGCUAUUCGGAAUGAAUAUGCAAUCUUUUGAUAACUUGAGGGAAUGUACAAGAUGAGAAACUCGCAUUGAUGCUUCUGUCGAAGAACGCUGCAAGCACUGUUUCCUGGCACAAGCAUGAGAAGCCCAAAGAACGGAUGGUUGGAGCGGUUUCCUUUGUGGCUCCGUGCAUGUGAUAAUUCAUUGUCGUGCUUCGUGCCUUGUGGAAUAUAGACGACGCAUCUGAUAUUCAUUUUUUACGAUGCGUGUGAACAUGUAACGUGGCAAGUAUAUCCAUUUGCCGUACUUAGUUCACGCAUAGACUCUCUGGAUCAAGUAGGCUCGUUCGAUGCUGGAAACACUGGUGGGCGUUAAGGCAUCAUGUCCACUGAAGUGGUCACGAGCCAAUAAAGUGUCAGUUUGAAUAUAUAUCCGCUGGGGUGUUCGAUCCAUGAGAAGUAACCUGCAUAUUCUAAGGGUCAGCGUUGCAUGGUGAUUCCAUGUAAAGAGACGAGUUUUAGUGGGGCUGCUACGUGUCAGGGCGGCAGAAAGAUCGCUUUUCACCACGGCCGAGUCUAUCCACAUGCUUUGGGCAUUCCAGACUUCGGAGUUGAUGUGCUUCCUUUGUUGCCCAGCACGAAUGGUUUUCAUUGGGAGUCAUGAAAGGCUGCUGACGGGUGGCUCUGAGCUCUGUUGUUGGUUUCACCUUUUUUGUAUCAAUAAUGCAGCCAGUUUAUCAGCCACCUACGCGGCAGGUGUGAGAACCGUACGACUUCAUUAAAGAAGCCGAGCAGUGUUUUUAAUAUUGCGGGAAUCUUUGGGUGUCUACUGCAGCGAACCGGAUUAAACCUGGCCCGGUAUGUGCGAUCUCAGCGGAGAAUCGUGGAUACUUUUACGUGGCGUCGCGUGUGUGCUUCUUUCUGUUAAACACUUAGUCACGAGGGGCGAGCGCGUUGAUCAACUACUCAACCAAACGCCCAAUUUUUUGUAGCAGGACCAUGUUCGCGUACGUGUAGCGAUUCCCGGGUGUCCUUCUGUGUAGGCCACGCAGGUGGUCACAUGCCGCACCUUUGCUUUCGUGAUCUCGUGCAAGAGUGUUUAGGUCUUUAUGUAUUCGGCGGCCCAAUCACUCUGAGAUUAGCAUCUUCAGAUUCAGUCGGAUUCCAUCACGAAAAUGUGGCGUCUACUUUCGCACAAAUGGACUGGACGAACCAGCAGAAAGAAACUUCCUGUUUAGCCGCGAAGGGUCGGGGGCAGUGUGUGAAGAGAAAAAUUUUCUUCAACCAUCUCUCUGUGUGUAUAUUUAUAUCGAUCCUACAUUUAUGUUCAGGUUACUACCCAGGCAACACACGUAACGAAGCAUAUUGAGACAGCAAUUCCGUAACUGAACCCAAAUUUGCGCUAAAUGGCAAU
Messenger RNA from Toxoplasma gondii ME49, 7843 nucleotides. Its product is annotated as histone lysine methyltransferase, SET, putative. The record is from RefSeq and is a predicted model, not a curated record. Lineage: Eukaryota; Apicomplexa; Conoidasida; Eucoccidiorida; Sarcocystidae. Gene Ontology annotation, molecular function: protein binding. The transcript has a single exon. The coding region runs from base 1126 to 6339 and encodes 1737 amino acids.